AUGGCCAGAGACAUACAGAACCAUUUGCUGUUCGAAAUCGCGACAGAAGUCGCAAAUAGGGUCGGCGGCAUUUACUCGGUGCUGAAAUCUAAGGCACCGAUCACGUGCUCGAGGUAUCGUGACAUGUACACGCUGAUCGGGCCGCUGAACCCGGCCACGUACCAGACAGAGGUCGAGCCGCUCGACUGGCACGACCCGCAGACGUUCGAGUCGCCCGGCGUGCACACGCCGGAAAUUCGAUCAGCGCUGGAAAACAUGCAAUCGCGCGGCGUCAAUUUCGUGUAUGGACGUUGGUUGAUCGAAGGGGCGCCUCGCGUGAUUCUGUUUGACCUCGAGUCUGUUCGCUGCCACUUGAACGAAUGGAAAUCGGAUUUAUGGGACAUCGCUGGAAUUCCCUCUACUGAAAGUGAUACCGAGACAAACGACGCCAUUUUGCUGGGCUACUCGGUAGCAUGGUUUCUUGGAGAGCUUGCACAUUUGGACCAACGCCACGCGAUAGUUGCUCAUUUCCACGAGUGGCUAGCUGGCGUGGCCUUGCCGCUCUGCCGCAAGCGCCGUAUCGACGUGGUGACCAUAUUCACAACUCAUGCUACCCUUUUAGGCCGCUAUCUAUGCGCGGGCAAUGUCGAUUUCUACAACAAUCUUGAUAAGUUUGAUGUCGACUCAGAGGCCGGAAAAAGAGGUAUCUACCAUCGAUACUGUAUUGAGCGUGCAGCUGCUCACACGGCAGAUGUUUUUACCACGGUAUCUCAAAUUACCGCCUAUGAGUCCGAGUUUCUUUUGAAACGCAAACCAGAUGGAAUCUUACCAAAUGGUAUUAAUGUCGUGAAGUUUCAAGCCGUCCAUGAGUUCCAGAACUUGCACGCAUUGAAAAAGGAGAAGAUCGAUGAUUUUGUUAGAGGCCAUUUCCAUGGUCAUUACGAUUUCAACUUGGACAAUACCUUGUAUUUCUUUAUCGCUGGUAGAUAUGAAUACAGGAACAAAGGUGCUGACAUGUUCAUCGAAGCUCUGGCUCGUCUGAAUUAUCGCUUGAAGAUGGCGAACUCCAAGAUGACUGUCGUUGCUUUCAUUAUUAUGCCCGCCAAAAAUAAAUCCUAUACGGUCGACGCUCUCAAGGGUCAAGCUGUGGUACAGUCACUUGAAAACACAGUAAGAGACGUUACUACUUUGAUAGGAAAACGUUUAUUCGAAUACGCCAUGCGUAAUCCUAAUGGGGUCGGAUCAGAAAUUCCAACUGAACUAGACCAGCUAUUAAAACCUUCGGACAAGGUUCUCUUGAAAAGAAGAGUUCUGGCUCUGAGACGGCCAGAAAGUUCUUUACCACCAGUGGUGACUCAUAAUAUGGUUGACGAUGCUCAUGAUCCAGUCCUUAACCAGAUUAGAAGAGUACAGUUAUUCAAUCAUUCCAACGAUCGGGUGAAAGUCAUUUUCCAUCCGGAAUUUUUGAACGCUAACAAUCCCAUUCUGUCCCUCGAUUACGAUGAAUUUGUGCGCGGUUGUCACUUGGGUGUAUUCCCUUCAUACUACGAGCCUUGGGGCUAUACACCUGCCGAGUGUACUGUCAUGGGUAUUCCAUCCGUGACUACUAAUCUUUCCGGUUUUGGUGCAUACAUGGAAGAUCUAAUCGAAAAAGAUCAAGCCAAGGAUUACGGUAUCUACAUCGUGGACCGCCGCUUCAAGAACGCCGACGAGUCUGUGGAACAGCUUGUGGACUACAUGGAAAGUUUUGUUCAAAAGACGCGUAGACAGAGAAUCAAUCAAAGGAACAGAACGGAAAGACUUUGCGACUUGCUGGACUGGAAACGCAUGGGCCUCGAAUACGGGAAAGCUAGACAACUGGCGUUACGCAGGGCGUACCCAGAUCUUUUCAAGGCUGCCGCAGGGGAGGAAGGAAAUGAUACCAACAUGAACUCACUAGCAGGAGGCAAAAAAUUCAGGGUCUCGCGCCCACUAAGUGUACCGGGCUCACCUCGGGACUCUCGGGCUGAAAGUCUGGGCAGCACGGUGCUAAUGACGCCCGGUGACUUGGGAACUCUCCAAGAUGCCAAUAAUGCCGACGAUUAUUUCUACCUCAGCAUGGGCGUUGAAGAUGAGGAAGAGGAAGAAGCCAAUUACCUAGCCGAAACUGAGUAG
This is a messenger RNA of Lachancea nothofagi CBS 11611, 2133 nucleotides long. Lineage: Eukaryota; Fungi; Ascomycota; Saccharomycetes; Saccharomycetales; Saccharomycetaceae. The record is from the annotation of a GenBank genome assembly.